AAUUUUUAAUUAUUUUCAAACUGGAACUUAAUAUGUGAAACAAGAUGACGUCUCUGGGUUGGAAAUUUGUGAUUUACAGCUUCAUUAUUUUUGCCCUAAAUGUGGAUUUACAAAUUAUAAAUGGAGACUCAAUGUGUGAAAGAAAAAGUAAAGAAAAGAAUCGAUACAGAAUAUGCUUCAGUGAUGAUAACAUCUGGUGUGAUCUUUCGCUGCGUAAGAUUAUCCCACAGCCUAAAGACAUGGAAAAACUAUCGGUUAGAAGAAAAGCUUCAACUGCAAUCGGGCUUUUUAUCAAUGAUAGCUGUGUUGCAAGUUUAGAAAAAAAUGAUCUCGUAGGAUAUCCAAAGAUCAGAGUAAUCAAUCUCGCAAAUAACUCAAUUGAAACAAUACCUAAGGCCGUGUUUGAAAACAAUAAAGAUUUGGAAAGAAUUGAUCUGUCUGUCAACUUGAUUACGGAUAUUUCACAACAGGCUUUUGCGGGUCUGACAAAGCUGACGUAUUUGAAGUUGGAUAACAAUAGAAUAACAGGAAUUCAAAGCGGGACAUUUUCUAUAUUGGCUGCUUCGCUGCAAUUUCUGUCGAUUCAAAACAAUCAACUUGCGUCGAUUGACAUUGGACAAUUUAAUGGUUUGAAAAACUUGGAAACUUUAAACUUGAAAGAUAACAGGAUAUCCCAUAUAGAUGGCUCGGCGUUCUUUUCUUUGAACUCAAUCAACGAAUUAUACCUUGACGGUAUCCUAAUUCGUGAAUUCACCAACAAUAUGUUUGAUGGAUUAGAAAACUUGGAAAUCUUGUCUAUCUCAAAUAACGAACAUUUUGAUAAAUUGCCAGACGGUUUCGGGAAAAAUUUCCGGAACCUCCGGACACUAAAUAUCUCUUCCAAUAACCUGGGAAAUUUGAAUUCCGACAGUUUCGACGAUAUGAAAAAACUAGAAAAACUUGAUUUGGGGAAUAACUCUUUGACUGAAGUCUCCGAAGCUCUCUUUCUCAAAAAUACCUAUCUGACUUUUAUUGAUCUGAGCCAUAAUUAUAUUGAGGACAUACCAAAAGAAACAUUCCAACAUUUGAGACAACUGAUGACGUUACUACUCCAGAAUAACAAACUAUCAACUCCGCACAAAGAAUGGUUUGCACAGCUGGUCAAACAAAUUGAUCAACGAAUGAUUGAAGUUAACAUAUCUGGUAACGAAUGGAAUUGUGACUGCAAUAUUUUAGAAUUUUGGGAUUUCGCUGAAAAUCUUAAGAGAAGUAGAAGUACGACAUCAACAACUCUUGCUGAUCAACUUGAAAUUAAAUGUCGUUCACCAAAACUCGUUAAAGACGACAUAUUAAAUACAAACGUAGCUUUGCAUAUCAAAAAUCGUGACAGUCAACAAUGCAAAAAAUCAUCAACCACAAAAGCAUAUCCUAUCUCAUCUCGCGAACAACAAACUCCGAAAAAGAUCACUAUAAUUACUAACACUACUACAUCCACAACUCCCAUAACACCCAGCAAAGCUCAGACCAUAAAUACCCCAAAGUUGUUGCAAGUGCAAAAUGAACAUUCUACUGACAAACCAACAUCCAUCGUCACUGAAACCCAGAUUGGGGAAAAAUCAAAUUUGAAGGCGAUAAUUAUUGCGCUAGGCGCAGUUAUAGUCAUUAUAAUUCUUGGUGUCCUCAUGUGGUGCAGAUGUAGGAGAUUACCAUUAUUUCAGGCAAAAUUAAAUUCGAAAAAACAAAGAAAUGAUUCGGGAGAGCCGUUUUUGGACCCAAAUGAUGCAAUAUUGAUGAGAGAAUCGUCGCAAGAGCCGUUCUCGUCCGACUCAAGCAUAGAAGGUGGGAUUGUCUUACAACGAAUCAACCCACGACAGGGACGCCUUCCAUCUAUCCCAACACAAAUUUCCAUUUGCCCUAGUCGAAGUAGCAUAAAUGAUCAAUAUCACCAAAGCAAUUUAACGUAUCAGUCCGUUGCCCCCUUCACAACGCCUGAUCAUACACAACUGCAGCACCAAACUUACCCUCAAAUGCCUUUGCCAAGCGUUCCUCAAGCACCGUAUCCAUCUGGGCAUCAAGUGAUGAUAACACCAUCUCCGGCAUAUUCAAUACCUCCAUCAAUGUCACAAGUUACUAGACCAAAAGAAAUUAGAACCGGAUAUGGUAGUCUCGGACCUGCCUUAUGGGAGAAUAAUAACAAUACCGCUAAAUUCGACGAUAUUCGACUGGAAACAAUAAAUGAGAGAUUACCACGAGUUCACAAAAAAUCGUUGUGUGAAAAUUGCGGCCACGAAUCAAUGCUAGAAGCCAUCACAAGACCAAAACGAUUGUAUACUAGCGAGAGUAGCGUCGGAGAGGUUUUAGAUAGCCUUGAAGCAGAUUUAUCAAGGCGUAAUAAACCCGUACGCUAUAAUAGUAUGGAAGACGUUUUUGAGUCUUGUGAAAGUCUGGCAGCAGAAACAAAGCCCAAACUACCUGUAUCAAUACCUUUGUCAUCGCUGCUUUCGGAAAACAGCAACGCCGAUUCUAAUGAAGCAUUGCAAAGUAUUGAAUUUUUCUCUAUCGAGACGAGAGCAGAUGGAGACGGUGCAGAAGCCCGUAACAGUCUUUUUUCAAGCUUGAAUCAAAACCCGCCAAUAUCGUAAAGUCGUUACAAACGAAAUUUGCGAGUAGGAAUAAAACGAUGGACGAUUACACCCAGUGUCAAGCGAGUUUGUGUGCGGUCACCGACAAACACACCCGCGUGUGCGUAAUAUGAUAUCGCGUCGAGCAACCGCCAUGAUAUUCGAAAACAGAGUCGAGAUAUAGAAUAGCUUAGCGAAUUGCUUUAAAAUGCUGAGAGCAUUAG
Molecule: messenger RNA, 2824 nt
Organism: Styela clava
Lineage: Eukaryota; Metazoa; Chordata; Ascidiacea; Stolidobranchia; Styelidae
Cellular component (GO): plasma membrane
Molecular function (GO): protein binding
Source: RefSeq, a predicted model, not a curated record